Molecule: messenger RNA, 1650 nt
Organism: Pipistrellus nathusii (Nathusius's pipistrelle)
Lineage: Eukaryota; Metazoa; Chordata; Mammalia; Chiroptera; Vespertilionidae
Source: the annotation of a GenBank genome assembly
AUGGCCGCAGCCAAGGCCGAGAUGCAGCUGAUGUCCCCGCUGCAGAUCUCGGACCCGUUCGGCUCCUUUCCCCACUCGCCCGCCAUGGACAACUACCCAAAGCUGGAGGAGAUGAUGAUGCUGAGCAACGGGGCUCCCCAGUUCCUGGGAGCCGCCGGGGCGCCCGAGGGCAGCGGUGGCGGCAGCAGCGGCAGCAGCAGCAGCGGCGGAGGCGGCGGGGGCAGCAGCAGCAGCAGCAACAGCGGCAGCGCUUUCAACCCGCAAGGAGAGGCGGGCGACCAGCCCUACGAGCACUUGACCCCAGAGUCUUUUCCUGACAUGUCCCUGAAUAACGAGAAGGUUUUGGUGGAGACAAGUUAUUCCAGCCACACCACCCGGCUGCCCCCCAUCACCUACACGGGCCGCUUCUCCCUGGAGCCUGCACCCAACAGUGGCAACACCUUGUGGCCCGAGCCCCUCUUCAGCCUGGUUAGCGGCCUCGUGAGCAUGAGCAACCCACCAGCCACCUCCUCCUCGGCACCAUCUCCGGCAGCCUCUUCCUCCUCCUCCUCUUCCUCCUCCUCGGCCUCCCAGAGCCCACCCCUGAGCUGCGCGGCGCAGUCCAACGACAGCAGCCCCAUUUACUCGGCGGCACCCACCUACCCCACAGGACCCAACACUGACAUCUUCCCUGAGCCUCAAGGCCAGGCCUUUCCAGGCCCGGCAGGCACUGCGCUCCAGUACCCGCCGCCGCCUGCCUACCCUGCCACCAAGGGCAGCUUCCAGGUCCCCAUGAUUCCAGACUAUCUGUUUCCACAACAGCAGGGGGACCUGGGCCUGGGCACCCCAGACCAGAAGCCCUUCCAGGGCCUGGAGGGCCGUCCUCAGCAGCCUUCCCUCACUCCCCUCUCCACCAUCAAGGCCUUUGCCACCCAGUCGGGCUCUCAGGACCUCAAGGCCCUCAACACCUCUUACCAGUCCCAGCUCAUCAAACCCAGCCGCAUGCGCAAGUACCCCAACCGGCCCAGCAAGACGCCCCCCCACGAGCGCCCCUACGCCUGUCCGGUGGAGUCCUGCGACCGCCGCUUCUCCCGCUCCGAUGAGCUCACCCGCCACAUUCGCAUCCACACGGGCCAGAAGCCCUUCCAGUGCCGCAUCUGCAUGCGCAACUUCAGCCGCAGCGACCAUCUCACCACGCACAUCCGCACCCACACAGGCGAGAAGCCCUUCGCCUGUGACAUCUGUGGGAGAAAGUUCGCCAGGAGCGAUGAGCGCAAGAGGCAUACCAAGAUCCACCUGCGGCAGAAGGACAAGAAAGCAGACAAAGGGGUGGCCUCCUCGGCCACCCCCUCCCUCUCUUCCUACUCAUCACCAGUGGCUACCUCCUAUACCUCCCCGGUCACUACCUCUUACCCGUCCCCGGCCACCACCUCCUACCCGUCCCCCGUGCCCACCUCCUACUCCUCCCCUGGCUCUUCCACCUACCCCUCCCCUGUGCACAGCGGUUUCCCCUCGCCCUCCGUGGCCACCACGUACUCCUCCGUCCCCCCUGCUUUCGCGGCCCAAGUCAGCAGCUUCCCUUCCUCGGCGGUCACCAACUCCUUCAGCGCCUCCACAGGGCUUUCGGACAUGACAACCACCUUUUCUCCCAGGACAAUUGAAAUUUGCUAA